Molecule: messenger RNA, 2375 nt
Organism: Cucurbita pepo subsp. pepo (vegetable marrow)
Lineage: Eukaryota; Viridiplantae; Streptophyta; Magnoliopsida; Cucurbitales; Cucurbitaceae
Product: DEA(D/H)-box RNA helicase family protein
Molecular function (GO): RNA helicase activity; ATP binding; nucleic acid binding
Source: RefSeq, a predicted model, not a curated record
AAUUUUCUUUCUUAUAGCAUUUUACAGAACAGAAAAGAUAGGGAUAAUAGUGACUCCAUACAGAGAGCAGCAGGUUAGCGUUUUUCCAGGCUCAAUCCAUUACAGAGCCAAUGCUUCUGUAUCGCUCUGCUUCUGCGCUCUAUUUAGAGAGAUUAGCGUCAUCGUCUAAGCUGCUUUUCUCAUUCAAAAAUUCGAACUUAUUGGUUCCUAGUUCAUGUUCUAUCCGAAUUGGGUUGGUUUGUUUGAGACAACCUUGCUCUAAGCAAUCAAGGGCUGUUGGAACUGUUGCUGCUUCUGCUGCAACACCUGUUGCUGAUGGAAUUGGAAGGGAUACUUUUUAUGCGGCUGAAGGUGUUUCUUGGACAUCACUUGGUGUCUCUGAUAAUGUUUCUCGAGCUCUUGUUAGUGCUGGAAUCCAGAGGCCGUCAUUGAUUCAGGCUGCUUGCGUUCCCUCUAUAAUGUCGGGAAACGAUGUGGUCAUUGCAGCCGAAACUGGUAGUGGUAAAACACAUGGUUACCUAGUGCCCCUAAUUAACAAGAUAUGCAAUGAACAACGUGAUGACAAGUUGACUGAUGGCGACCAAGACUUGGCUUCAAUUAAUAAGCUUUCUCUUGUUCUAUGUCCAAAUGUAAUGCUGUGUGAGCAAGUGGUUCAAAUGGCCAACACCCUUUGCGAUGAACAUGGAAAAUCGCUUCUCAGAGUUACAACUGUUUGUGGAAGACAGGGUUGGCCAGUUUACAAGCCGGAUAUUAUUGUAUCAACACCAGCAGCUCUACUUAAUUAUAUUGAACCAAACAGGAGUCGACGAAUGAAGUUUCUUUGUGCUGUGAAGCAUGUGGUUUUUGAUGAAGCAGAUAUGCUUCUUGUUGGUAGCUUCCAGAAUAAGGUCAUUCGUCUUAUAAAUUUGCUCCGGUUUGAAGAAAAGCUAUUGUCUCGCUCAAAAGAAUCUCCAGAGAGGCUCAUGGAAUUAGAAGCUGACCCGUCAUCCCAGCUUACAUUACAGGAUGAGAGUGACAUAGAAACUGAAACCAUCUCUGAAGGGGAAGGAGAAGGGGAAGGGGAAGAAAGUUACGACGAAGAUGUUGAUUCUAACAACAUACAGGAGAAAACUGAAUAUUCGUCAAGGAGAGUUAAAGACUGGAGAAGAGCACAAAAGAGUUACGAGCGAAGUAAACAAUACAUUUUUGUUGCUGCAACUCUUCCUGUGAAUGGAAAAAAGACUGCUGGUGCAGUGCUGCGGAAAAUGUUCCCAGAUGCUAGUUGGGUUAGUGGGAAAUAUCUACACUGCCACAGUCCCAGAUUGGAGCAGAGGUGGGUUGAAGUGACAGUUGAUAACCAGGUAGAUGAACUUAUCAAGGCUGUGAAUCAAUCUAAAUCUCAACUGAGGAAUAUCGAUGGCAGUGCAAUUCGAACAAUGGUGUUUGCGAACACCGUUGAAACUGUUGAAGCAGUGGCCAAUAUAUUGUCGGUGGCAGGUACAGAAUGUUUUCGUUACCACAAAGACCGCAGUUUGGAGGAGCGGUCAAAGAUCUUGGCUGAUUUCAGAGAGAAUGGUGGUGUUCUUGUUUGCACCGAUGCUGCUGCCAGAGGAGUGGAUAUUCCAAACGUAGCCCACGUUAUUCAGGCAGACUUCGCUACUUCUGCUGUAGAUUUUCUACAUAGGAUUGGUAGAACUGGUAGAGCUGGUCAAUGUGGACUUGUCACUAGCAUGUACACUAAAGCUAACCGUGAUCUCGUAGCAGCAGUUCGACGUGCAGAGAACUUGUCUCAACCUGUGGAGGCAGCAUUCAGCAGGAAACGAAGCUUCCGAAACAAGCUUAAGAAACAAGGUUCUGCAAAAGAGAGUGUUCUGUCAUGAAUGGAAGAGAUGAUUAGUUUGUAUAGAUGAAGAACGAUGAAAACAACGAACAUCCCUUCCUAUUGCUUCACAUUUCAACACCGGAAAGGAUAGAACGAACAUGACAAGAAAAAGACUUCUAAUAUUUAUAGAUUUAGAAUGCAUUCAUUAUUAGUGUUUCCUAAUAACUAUGGGGAUGAGAAAUGACUGGAGUGUUGUGCGCCGAAAGCGGAACAAAUGUACUCACAACACCAAAGUUAUUCAAGACAUACAAUAUGACACUCAAAACUUGAUGAUUUCAACAGCAGAAAGAAUGGCAUUAUAUAGCCUUCUGUUAAACCUAAAGAUAAACUAACCAGCCAAAAAAAGACCUUGAGAAUAGGUCUUGGUCCUAGAGAAUAGGGCUUAUGACAGUGUUCAACAAUCUCCACCUUGUCAUAAGAUCUCCAAGUUGAUAGCUAAUUUGGUUGCUACCAUGUCAACACACUACUCCCUUCCGACGUUGAUGAAAUCUAAACAAUGCCAGAACUUUUCACG